GUUCCUUUGCUCUUGCGUGUAGCUUACUGGCACAAGGUUAAUUUGUCUUUUGUUUUGUAAUUUAAAUUCGUUCCCUCAGUAAAUACCGAAAGUUAGGGUCAACAAUGAAUUACAAAUUGAGUAAUCAUAAUCGGGGGGUGGAUCAAGGCGAUUUCGACAAUACAAUAUUGACUGAUAGUGAUAAUCAGUAAACAUCUGUUACUCAAUUUAGUACAUGUUUUAAAAAUAGAAAUUGUGCGACAAAAAAUAAAACGUUCUGUGCAACUGUAAAUCUUUUAGUAUACGAUUUGGCACGCACAAUGGAACAUCACGAGGACGCGGGUCAUUCAUAUGUCUCGGUCGAAUUUGAAGUGUUCGGAAAAGUACAAGGUGUAUACUUCACUAAAUACUGUAGAGAUCAAUGUGCAGAACUCGGCAUUGUUGGAUGGGUUAAAAACAGUAAACGCGGUACAAUUAUGGGCAAAAUGCAAGGACCGAAAGCACAUGUGGAGGCAAUGAUCGCAUGGUUGUCCAAUGAAGGAAGUCCAGGAAGUAAAGUCGAGCGUUGUGAUCUCAUGAAUUUUGAAUACUUAGCAAGAAAAGAGUUUAAUGGUUUUAGUAUACGGUUUUGAUCAAAUUUUUUUUUUUUCAAAACAUUUACAAGACUUCUCUUAAAAUAUUGUUUAAGGGAGUAGAAUGUAAAUAAAAUAAUAAGAAAUGUAAAUAUUGUUAAUGAUGUUUUUUUUUUACAGUUAUUUAUUACUUUUAAGUCGAUAUUAGCUCGAGUGACAAAUACAUAAUAUAAUAUUUAACUUAACAAUAAUAUUUUAUAUGUAAAAUCAAAUUGCAAAAUUAUUAUAUAUUAGAAAAAUCGAUAAAAUAUAAACUAUUGGUAAAACAAAUGUCUAUGCUCUAUACAAAAAAAUGUACUACAUAAUAAAAGAAAAUACACAACUUAGUUCUAGAGAAUUCAUAUUUUUAAAUAUUUACAAAAUUUGUUUUAUUCGCUAACUUGCGUUUAAUACGCAAUAUGUACAAAAUUAGUAGAUACAUAUAAAAGUCAUACCAAUACAUACAGUUUAUAAAUAUUAUACCAUUUUUAAUAUUUUAAUUUGAUACAAAAGUAUUGCGUUAUAAUUGAUUGAAAGCUUA
Daktulosphaira vitifoliae (grape phylloxera) is the source of this 1131-nucleotide messenger RNA. RefSeq names its product acylphosphatase-2. Lineage: Eukaryota; Metazoa; Arthropoda; Insecta; Hemiptera; Phylloxeridae. Gene Ontology annotation, molecular function: acylphosphatase activity. The coding region runs from base 300 to 611 and encodes 103 amino acids. The record is from RefSeq and is a predicted model, not a curated record. The transcript is spliced from 4 exons.